AUGCCACUUCCUCGGCAGUGCUUUCCCCGCUGUGCAAUUCUUAUUGUUGUGGGCUGUUUUGUCAUCGUCGUUGUUACCUGUGGUACAUACUUCAAUUUGAGCAAAAGGCACAGUCACUCGUUCGACUGGACGACAAUUGUGAGCGAUCGCGGAGAUGUUCUUCCUGAUUUUAGCUUUGCUGGGUACCACAACUCGGCGAUAAUAUUGCCCAACAGGCCUGGUGCCAACAUUACACUGGUUUUCAACAGUAGCAUUGCUGACGUGAAGCCUCUGAUACAAGAGGCUAUUGAUAGUCUCGCAUCUUCAGGUGGCGGGACUGUUGUUCUGCCUGAAGGUAGAUGGCCCAUGACUGCAGGCAUCAAUGUCACUAGUGGAGUUGUUGUCGCUGGAGCUGGAGACAACAAAACGGUUCUGGUCUUACAAGAGCGCCCGUCGCAAUCAGUCUUCACCCUUGGCACACCUAUCAAUACUACAAGGCCUCGGUAUGGUUUCAGAUCAAGCAUCACCAACCAGUAUCUACCAAUCGGCUCCUCGUCUGUCGAGGUUAUUGACGGCGCUGGAUUUGCUGCUGAUCAGCUGGUUUAUGUCUCUCGAAAUGCAUCAGAAGCGUGGAUCAGAGAUAACGGAAUGGAUGGUCUCAUCCGAGACGAUGCUCAACAGACAUGGAUACCAGUGGACAAGAGAAUAUUGUCACCCAACCAGAUCAGCAGCGUCUAUGGCACAAAUAUUACUCUCAGGAUUCCUUUGACGGACAAUCUUGACUCCGACUAUGUCCAGCCUGAAUUGAUAGUCUAUACUCCGCCGUAUGUCAAUGAAGAGAUUGGUAUACAAGAUCUUGGGAUUGAAGUCCCCGACACGUGCUCGGGCGCACCACUUAAUGAUAAAACGUGCAACUCUGCUGCUGUUUAUUUCCCUUCUUGGACUGUUGACAGUUGGGCCAGUGGACUAUCCCUAAAAGGAUUCAACAAAUUCUUCCAAGUGGACCAAGAUGCCUCUCGCAUCACCAUUCAGAAUUCCACUAUGGACCGUGAUCGAGAUAUUCAAGGGGCUGCUCUUCCGUUUGACAUCUUAAUACAAAGCUCUCAGGUUUUGAUACAAGACUGUUCACAAGUUGGAAUAUCAUCGGCAAGAUGUUUUACUGUCAGUACAGGGUCCUUGACACCUGGUCCGAACGCUGUUUUGCGUCACAAGGCCAAAUCUGAUGUUCAAACUAUAUAUCCACAUCAGAGAUGGGCGCAGGGAUUGUUGGUGGAAGAUAGCUCCGUGAAAACUUUAUUUGUAGACAGGGGCAUCAAAGGCUCAGGUCAUGGGUGGUCUAUCAAUGGUGGCGUGGGGUGGAACCUUGAUGGGAGUGUCGACUUCGAGUCGCCGCCGCUUGGUAUCAAUUGGUGUAUCGGUUGUGGAGGAAAUGGUCGUGAUCCGAAAGGGAAUGCGACAUUCAUAGAUUCAGGUAAAAGAGUCGAACCUCGGAGCCUAUUCAUGGCUCAGCUGGAAGAGCGAGGCAUUUACAGAUAUGACGAUGAGGAUGGGCAAACUGACGAGUAG
Fusarium venenatum is the source of this 1545-nucleotide messenger RNA. RefSeq lists its product as uncharacterized. Lineage: Eukaryota; Fungi; Ascomycota; Sordariomycetes; Hypocreales; Nectriaceae. The record is from RefSeq and is a predicted model, not a curated record.